Molecule: messenger RNA, 1680 nt
Organism: Nyctereutes procyonoides (raccoon dog)
Lineage: Eukaryota; Metazoa; Chordata; Mammalia; Carnivora; Canidae
Gene: CEP295NL
Product: CEP295 N-terminal like
Exons: 2
Coding region: 10-1680 (556 amino acids)
Biological process (GO): regulation of centriole replication
Cellular component (GO): cytosol; centriole; centrosome
Source: RefSeq, a predicted model, not a curated record
GUCACCGACAUGAAAAGGAAUGCAGACAGAGCCGCUCAGCUGAGUCCCAGCCCUGACCACGAGGCCCCGCUUCUGAGGCAGAAGCAGAGAUUACUACAAGUCCGUGAAAAAGGAGCCCUCGCUCUGCAGAGGAGACCAGACCUCCAGCCGUGGAAGAGCCAGCAGCCGCAGUGCCUGGCCGAGGAGCUGAAGGCGGGGUGGCAGGAGGCCCCCCCGCAGCAGGUCCAAGGCCUGGAGCGGCCGUAUUUAGCACAUCUGUUAGGCGUUGGGGGAGGACCGGCCAGGGAGCACCAACCGGACUCGGAGGGGCCGGCCCAGCGAGGAGCAGCCCGGCCACAGAGGGCCGGGGAGAGGCACAGAGCGGCCGCCAGAGAAGCGAGGAGUCGCAGAGAAGACCUAGUCAGACCCAGACCCCAGCCCUGGCGCACCAAGCCCCAGAGGAAAGCGGUGGGCGCGGAGAAGCCGGGGGCCCCCAGAGCCGCGGGCCUCACUCACUGCCCCCGCUGUGCCCCCGAGAAGAUUAAAGGGAAGCGAGUGCCUUCGACCAAGACCAGCGGCGGCCGCCGUCCCGCUGACCCCCGGGGGAGCAGGGGGAUGGACGUGGAAGAGCUCGGGGCUGCUGCCGGGGAGCUGGAGCGCAUGCAGAAAAGGAAGAAGGAAGGAGGCCGGGACGGGAGGAGGCAGCUGGGGCAGGUGUCGGCGCCCCCCGGUCAGGGCCCGAAGAGCAGCGGUCCGGACCCGAGUCCCAAGGGCAGGGCAAGGGACCUGGAAGAGCUGUGGCUGGGGGGCUGGACCUGCAGAGGGGCGUCUCCGUGCAGGUGUGGCGACAGGAGCAGGUGGCAGAGGGAGCUCGAGUUUGCCUUCCAGGAGUUGUUUAACACGAACCAAGAGCUAAAGAGGCACCUGAGCUUGCACCUGGCCCCGGGGCCCCGGGUGGAUCAGAGCUCCAGUGCAGAGCACGGCCUCUCGCAGGCGCCCCAAUGCAGAGGCGACACCCCGAGAGACAGGAGCGCGGUGGGCACCGAGGUGGACGUGGGGCCGCGCGGGGAGUGCGCGUGGCCCACGCCGGCCGAGGCCCGCCAGACUGCGUCCCACGCCAGCGCGGACAGGUUCCGGAGCCGGCUCGAGAGCCACAGAUACCAUCGGGUGGCCAGGCUCACGUCCAGGAGCGAGACCCGGGCUCGGGACCAGCGCCGGCCAGACCGGACCCGCUGGCGGAGGGUCCCCGUCGCCCCUGCCCCGCGGAGCUGGUGGACGGAGGCGGCCCGACGGCGAUGGUGGCAGAGGCCUGGCCGGUGGCGGGAACCGGUGCGCCCCACGGGCUCCCCGGGGCUGAGCUGGGAGGCCCGCGCCCUGCCAGAGCCGGAGCCGGAGGAACCGGAGGAGCCAGAGCCAGAGCCGGAGCCAGAGCCGGAGCCAGAGCCGGAGCCGGAGCCGGAAGGGCAGACAGAACAGAGAAGGGUGUGCCUGGCUCGCCUCACGUCCUCCUCCUCCCAAGACCAGAAGGAAGGGGAGUGCGAGCGCGAUACCACUUCCCCCUUGGCCUCUGGCUUCUUCGACGAUGACCAGCACAGUCAGAUGAUCCGUGACCUUCAGCAGCAAAUUGAAGAGCAAAACAAAUUGCACAAGCAAUUUCUUGAAGAAGCCAGGAAACGCUUGCAAGAGUUUCAGACGAUAUGA